Menidia menidia (Atlantic silverside) is the source of this 1230-nucleotide messenger RNA. The record is from the annotation of a GenBank genome assembly. NCBI's taxonomy places the organism in Eukaryota, Metazoa, Chordata, Actinopteri, Atheriniformes, Atherinopsidae.
CCCACCCAUGCCUUAAGGUCUUUCCUUGGUAACGGUGUACUUGGGGUUUUAGAGGCAGGCGUUGUUCUAUAAAAGCUGCACCCAGUGAAGGUAAAGAGACCAAAGCACACAAUCUCUAUCAGCAGGCAAGAAUCUUCCUCUCAAACACACACAUUCAGACACAGUUUAGCUCAGGACCGCCGCACACCACACACUCUCUUCCCGGGAUAUGAACACUUUCGUCCUCAUCUGUCUCCUCUGCAUUGUGAUCUGCAGUGCUGGAGGCGCUGAAGGAUCUAAGGACAGGUACUCGUCUGAUUUAGCUGAAGUGACGGGGGGUCCAGCCUCUGGGGAGGGCCUCCGGGGUGUGCUGACUGACGAUGACGAGCCGGAAGUAUAUGAAGAACUUUCAGGAGGAGACAGCGAAAGCGUCCUCUUGCACGAGGCGCACGCCGGCAAAGAUGAGAAGAGGAAAGGCAAAGGCAGGAGGAGGAACAGGCACAAGGGCAAAAGCACGACUCCAUUUAACCCCGAGCACACGGUGUUCACCAGCAGCCACACAUCCGCCUUCAGCACCACCGAGGACCCCUGCACCUCCACCCACCUGGGCUACUGCAUCCAUGGCUACUGCAAGCACAUGGAUGGCGUGCAAGAGCCAGUGUGCAUAUGCAUGAAGGGUUAUGACGGAGAGCGCUGUGGGAUCCAAACCCUGGAGACGAUCAAACCCGACGAGGGCUACAGCAGCGAGCUGGUCCAGAUGGUGUUGGUGGUUAUCGCCGUGAUCCUGUCCUCCAUCAGCUGCUGCGCCAUCCUGCUCAUGACCUGUGCUCAAUCUCAUAAAAACUUCAUGGCAUCCUUUCUUGGAAGUGGAUCUGAGCAGGAGAAGCUACAGAAAUCUCUUGGUAACAUUGUGCCACUUACACAAUCUAAGGGGAAGGCAGAGGAGUGUGACGACCCGAGAGCAGUAGAAGACUUCAUUAGACGCUAUGUGAAAACACCACACCUUUAUUUAGAUUGUAAUUUAUUAGUGUGAAUAUUUAUUGCUAACGACAGCUUAAAUGUUUGUAUGUUGGAUUGCUAUUACAAUGUCUGGUAUGUGUGAAUGCUGAGCAUUCAGACUUUUACUGUUCCCUAGAUUUGGUUUUAUUUAUUACGUUGCAUUUGUCAUAGGUCAGAGAAUCUUUCUUCAUCUCACUCUGGAGAAGUGAUGUUAUUUGAUUCGUCUUAAUAAAGUUUCUCAGUGUUACAUAA